AUGAAGGUUCGCCAUUUUGAGGUAGCGUGUUGCGCACAAGACACAGGAGUACACAAUUCCUCCCCACCGGCCGGGUCCUGGUGCAGCGGUUUUAACACGGUCGUCAUCUCCUUUGAAUCGUCUACCAGAUCUCGCGGGGAAGCAAGAAUUAAAUUGAAAGUAUAUAAACAAACGGAUGGUUUGGCCAGCGAUAUUGUUGACACUGCAAAGACGAUUACCUACGUCAUCAUUGGUGUUGUGAUUGGGGUUAUUGUUCUCGCUGUUGUCAUCGCGAUCAUCGUUUUCUUCGUGUGUUGCCGCCGUCGACAGAGCCGACCCGGCCAGGUGUACCAGCCAGCGGCAACUACAGCAGCAUCAGCCUAUCCAAUGCAAGCAGGGCAGCAACAACCUUACCCUACAAACAUGCAGACCGGGUACCAGGUUCCUCCACCUGGUGGGUAUCCUCCAGCGCAGUACGGUAACCAACCCAUGCCUGGUUACCCGCCACAGCAGCAGUUUGCACCCCAACAACAGUACCCCGGUGGCUACCCGCCCGCACAACAGGGGUACGCCGAGAACCAGCAAACCAAGCCGUUCAUCGACCCCUCCGCUCCACCCCCGCCUUACACUAACUGAUUCUGGGGCCAAGAUGGCCUUACACUUAGGGAAAGUGAGGAGUGAUGAAGCUGUGAUGAGGAUCAGGAUCCUUCCAUUCCAUUCAGGACUCUUGUUGGAGGUCUCACAUGUGUACAUGCAUUAUCUAUACUCGCAUACAGAUAUAGAAACGUGUUUUUACUGUCUCGUUUGGUGUUAAUUUUGCCUAAAAGAAGUUGAUCGUUAUAACAGUUGUGGUUUUGUAUGUUGAAUUUUAUAUCUAACCCAUUUUGUAAACAGUGGAAUCACGAGCUAAUAUAAGCGCAAGGUUACGUUAAUGCACCAGUCAAUUGUAACCACGGCCCACCCAGGUCCGGGGGUAUACCAGGGAAAUGGGCCGUGUUUUUACCUACCAGAGUGCCGGGUGACUGCGGUGGUUUUGUCUUCACGCCAAAUAUAGCAGGAAAUUGGCAUUAUCCAGGGUCCCAUGGAUGCGGGGGCAUUUGGCGGGGGUUUUACCAGCAGAUCGUCCCCACAGGGCGGAGAUUUUGCCUAGGCUUGGCUGGACCGAAUGCCAAAGUCCCCUCUAUUCUCCGGACCUGGGGACGCCGUGGUUACAAAUGACUGGUGCAUUACGCCACUGACUUAAUCUUAAUGUCGAUUUACAAGUGUCUUAAACUUUGUCCGCGAUUUUUAAAUAUUUUGAAAGCUCAUCUUGAGUAAUGAUCUGACAUAACUAAAUCAACCUGAGAUUGUUUAUAAUAUAAUAGCAUAUUCUUUUUAUGCGUGCAGUUAAUUGAACAAAACAUUUUGUUUACAACACAGAUUACAUUUGGAACACUUUUUUGAGAGUAUUUUAGCUAGUCUGUUCAAGUCAUAUUCUAUGUGUCGUUGUCGGCUCCGAGUUAUGCCCCUUUACAGCAACAAGCAAACGAACGUUUAAGUUCGCUUCGCAUUUUUAUUUGACAUUACUUUCAAGCAUAAGGAGUCUUGGUUAACAAAGAUUUACUGAGCGGAAAUGUGUACGGAAACUCACUCCUAACUUAAAUGGCGGUUUCAAGAAAGUGUGGUUGUGCGAAUGUAAGAAUGUGCGGUGUAAGUAUGUAAGAAAGUGCGGUGUAAAGAUGUGCUGUGUAAAAUGUGCGGUGUUUAAUUAACAUUGCCUGUCACAAUCAGUUUUAUUAUUGUGCUUUUAAACUCAAUGCAAAGGGUUCAUGUUGAAAUAUCUUCUAACACAUUUCUUCAGUUUGUAUUAUAUCAUUGUACUUUUAGCUCCUCCUUGCAUAGUGUUUUAGACUGGUGUCGCUGUCUUCAGAGCAGUGGAUUUGUGAAAGAUUGAUAUUGAUCCUUUACGCAACAACCGUACAAGUAUUCCGUCGGUUCACAUGUUGUCUAGGAUUAUAGGCACUUUUCCAGCAUUGUCAAUAACACUCUUUCUUUAAUUAUUGUUAAGUUUUGCCCCUUGCUGGUUUGGAAAAGUCAUGUCAAAGAGUACGUGAUUAACACUCAUAUUUUCACAUGGAACUUUUUCACUUCUUAGUGACAAACUGCGCGUGUGUAGCAAGGUCCAUAACUCUGGUGUUAAUCAUUGUCUUAAAAUCAUGCCUUUUUAUAAAGCGAAAGCUAUAACUUGGCCGGAAUUGUUAAAAAUAAUUACAUGGAACGUGGAGUACACAUUACCAACGUCGUUGUUCACAUGUGUAGUAUUAUUGUCGAGUUAUGCCCCUUAAUCGACCGACACAUUCAAGUGAUGGUUUUUUUAUUUUGAUGAGCUCGCUUUAUUUUGUAAAUACAUUUUAAUUACAAAUAUCAAACCAUCCGCAUUUACAUGGUGAAUUCCUAAAUACAUAAACAAUGGCAUUUAUUAUAGUGUAGAACAUACGUUUGAAGUUUUUCAUUUAUUUCCAUAAAACGAUUGUAAUAAAUAACAAUUUAAUAUUUUUUUAGUGUUAUUUUAUAUAUUGUGUGUCUUUCGUUUAGUAUAUGUAUGUUCAUCCUUACCGCCCACAUCCUUUGCAACAUUUGUUUGUACCUGAAACUCUUCCUGAUUGUGUGACUCUGAUGCGAAAACAAUGCAUUUUUAGAUAUCUUACAAAAUAUUAGUCCCUACAACUAGGUUAGCUUAUCUCUAUAAAACUCUACUCGAUGUAAGAAAAACUGUAUGCUUAUUAUUAAACGUUUAAACGAUA
This is a messenger RNA of Mya arenaria, 2762 nucleotides long. Its product is annotated as protein shisa-5-like. The record is from RefSeq and is a predicted model, not a curated record. The transcript is spliced from 5 exons. Lineage: Eukaryota; Metazoa; Mollusca; Bivalvia; Myida; Myidae. The coding region runs from base 1 to 615 and encodes 204 amino acids.